Symbiodinium natans is the source of this 3576-nucleotide messenger RNA. Lineage: Eukaryota; Dinophyceae; Suessiales; Symbiodiniaceae. The record is from the annotation of a GenBank genome assembly.
AUGGCUGAUCCAUUGUGCAAGGCUGCUGCCUUAGUCAUUCAGAUCCCUAUCAUCUCCGUACCACUAACUACCAGAACCACCUCCAACUCCAACUCCUCCACCAGGAAAGACGUCAUCAGCGUAAUCAGAAGCGAUGCAGUUCGAGACAUCAUCGAUUGGAUUGAGGCUCAAAGUAGCCAAGGGCGGAAUCAUGACCGGGUGACCCGAUAUGACCCGAUGUUGCUAGCCUGGCUGGCUGUGAGCCAUGCUGUGCACAUUGACGCGACGGAAGUGAGCAGCUACUUUCGCUUCACCACCCCGUGGCUUUCUCAGUCCACGAGCGGGAACCAUGCCUCCUACAAAAGCACCUUGGCUUCGUCACAGGACUGCUCACCUCUGACGCACUACGAAUGCUCAGAGCUGUACGUUUCAGACGUGGCGGUCAAUGUGGCUGUUCUGCAAGUGGAGAUGGAGUUCGAGGGUCACGUGACGUGGUGGUCGUUUGUGGAGCCUGAACUCGCAACAACCAGCAUGGGCUUUAUAGGGAAACGGGAACCCACAGUGGAACGAGCUGGAAUGUGGGGAAGGUCCGGCUGGAAGCUGCCCCUGGUGCACGAACUACCGACAGCGGGCAACUGCAUCCUCUGGGAGUACAACACGCAAAAGAGCCGGGAUGCUUUUGAGAUCCUCGUGGCCAUCUUCGAUGGCUCUGAAGAGAUGGUGGCGCAUGAGCUGAAGCGUGGCAACCUGCAGCAGCUGGAUUGGUCUUAUGGGCAAGUGCAGGUGGCCAAUGCUGGCAAUUACUUCCUUCGCUUCUUCCUGGGCUCUUACGAUGCCACAGGGGGGGGACUGGUGGGAGCCAGGCUCGAAGUGCGCAACGUGCGAUUCUCCCCUACUUGCCUGGAUGAGAACUCGUUGCGGCUGGGCCCACUGGCCUCCAGCACCACGAGUAGCACUACCAGCACUACCAGCUUCACGAUCACCUCGAGCACCUACUACUCAGGUGUCGUCUACUUCUUACAGCACCACGUCCACGAGCUCCCACACUGGCAGCUCCACCUCCUCCACGUUGUCAUCCACGAAGAGCGCUCGACGACCAGCACGGUUUUCAGUAGCACUUCAAGCACGGCCGUUGAGAACGACGCCCCGCUGGCCGCCUUCGAAUGCAACUGCUCGGAAGCUGUCGCAACAGAUGCAGACGAGGAGAUGCAAGUCUUCGCCGUGAUCACCACGUUCGGGGCCAUUCUGGGGGCCUUCGUCGGCGUGGUGCUUCUCUGCCGAAUGGCUGGGGUCCGCAGCAAGCCCAAGAUUCAGCCCUCGCUGCCUGGCAAGAGCCCGGAGGCGGAGGAGGUAGCGCUCCCACAUAACGUGCGCCAGCUCUGCGCAGUGCUUCGGGAGCACCACAUCCAGAGCCCCGAGGAGCUUGCUGCCAAGUCCCCCGAAGAGCAGCGUGCGUCCCGACAGCUCGAAGAGCUGGAGAGGGCGCAUCGCAUCCUCUUGCAUCAGCUGAUGAAUGAGCGAAGGCUUCGCGAGGAGCUCCAGCAUUCUGGCACAGAACGACGCGGCCUGGACGUGGUUGUCGAAAUCAUCGACAACUGGUUCUGGGAGCCCCUGACGCGGUUGUGGGAGUACGCUGGAAGUUUUAUUGUGGUUGACUGCCGCGGCCACUUGCUGGGACGCCUGGCAUCGGUCCUGGCAAAGGAACUCCUGAACGGUCAGCACGUUGUUUGCGUGCGUGCGGAGGACAUCAACAUCUCCGGAUCUCUCUAUCGCAACAAGCUGAAGUAUGCCAGCUUCAAGAGGAAGCAUAUGAACACCAAUCCGCGACAGGGGCCUUUCCACUACCGUGCACCUUCGAAAAUCCUUUGGCGCACUAUCCGAGGCAUGGUCCCCCACAAGACGGCCCGAGGAGCGGCUGCUUUGGAUCGCUUGAAGACCUUCGAGGGCAUUCCUCACCCAUAUGACCGCAAGAAGCGCAUGGUUCUGCCCAGCUGCUUGAAAGUCCUCCGCCUUCGUCCCGAGCGCCGCUUCUGCCGCCUUGGUGACCUCUCCAAGGAGGUUGGUUGGAAGCAUGGCGCGCUGAUUGAGCGCCUUGAGACACAGCGAAAAGUGAAGAGCGAGGCUUUCCACAAGAAGAAGGUGGCUGCAAAGCGUGCGCGCACAGAUGCCAUGAAGGCGGUGAAGCUGUCAGCAGAGGAUCAGAAGGCGCUGGAAGAAGCCGGCUACGAGAGGGACACGGAGCCCAUGCCGAAGCAGACGGCCAAAGCAUCGGCCAAAGCAUCGGCCAAAGCGAAGUCUGUGCCGGAGCCAAAGAAGGAGCCGACCCAGACCCAGAAGGCCAAGGACGAGAAGCCCAAGAAGGAUGGCGACGUGAAGCAGAAGGGCGGACAAGCCCCCAAGGAGCCCCAAGCCAAGAGUGCGCAAGAGCAAGCGCCGCCCGAGAAACCGCAGAAAGACCAGAGGGCUUCUGGUAAAGCUGCGAAGGAGCAGAAGCAACCAGAAGCGGAUCUGAAGGAGCAAGAGCAGCAAGAGCAAGCCGGGGUCCGGCAGAAAGCGCCCGACGAGACACCCGCCGAGAAGCAGCCGGGUGGCAAGAAUCGGAAGGAGCAGAAGCAAGUGGAGAAGCAGAAGCAGCAAGAGCAGCAAGAGCAGCAGAAGCAGCAGGAUCAGAAGCCCAAGAACCAGAAGCAAGACAAGAAGCAGAGCCAAAGGCAGCCAGAGAAGUUAGAACCCACAGCCAGGGACAAGGAGCUGAAGCAGUUGGUCAUGGAUGCUAUUUCGCAACACAAGGCUGCCAAGGCUUCAAAAGCGACUUCGACUGCAGACACCCAGAGAACCUUGCCGGAGGAAAGGCCUUCAAAGAAGCGGAAGGAACCCGAGAGGGACACAAGGAUGGACACACGGAUGAUGAGCGUUUUUGAGGAUUUCCUCUGGGGUCAAGAGGCGCCUCAGUCGCCCCUGGGGCCACCGUCCUCCCUCGCUUCCGAGCUCCAUGCGAGAAGUGCGGAGCUCAAGGAGCUGCUCAUGGCUGGCCGGAAUCCCGACGUGCUCGCAGAGAAGGAAGACAUGCUGGCAGACGCCAAGUCUUCCCAAGCAAAGCAGAAGCGAGACAAGCAGCAACAGUCGGCCAAAGACAUGCCUGACGUCGCGCUCUCCCAGGAGCCGGCUGCCACGGCUUCCCCGCUGACGGGCGUCUGUCAGUCGGACCCUAUGGACAAGUUCCAAUGUCCCUCCCUCCUUGGCGACGUCACGCUUAAAAGCCUGCAACCCGAGCCGAUGUCCUCGCGAAUGCGUGUGGGUUCGCCCCACCCUGGACGAACUGGAGACCUCUUCGAGGACACCGACGGAGAGGGCGAUGAGAACUGCGAGGACGAGGAGGCUGAGUCAGAGGAGGAUAGCAAGGGAGAGGACGUGGAGGAGAACCGGCGUUUGCUGAAGGAGAGGUCAACCCAGAGGGUUGGUCGAACGAGGCGGAACCAGAAGACCCGCAUUGUUCGCCGAUGCAACCCUGACGCAGGUGCCAGCAAGGGCUGCUCAAAUCCUCGGUGCGAAACCUGCAACAAAGCCAACAGAGACGCGAAGAAGGCCAACGACUGA